Molecule: messenger RNA, 4568 nt
Organism: Strongylocentrotus purpuratus (purple sea urchin)
Lineage: Eukaryota; Metazoa; Echinodermata; Echinoidea; Camarodonta; Strongylocentrotidae
Product: rab-like protein 6
Exons: 15
Coding region: 496-3258 (920 amino acids)
Cellular component (GO): nucleus; cytosol
Molecular function (GO): GTP binding
Source: RefSeq, a predicted model, not a curated record
CCGGUAUAGUCUCACAGUCACGUUAAACCAAUUUUCACCUUACAAUCCAGCCUUUUUAGGGUAAUUGCUUCAUCGGAAUGUCAUGAAGUAUUAAAUGUACGUGCAUUCGUAGCCAGCAUCAUUCCUGAUUUUACCUGAAAUACAUUAAUUGUAAAUAUAUCAACGAGUUAACCGUACUAUCAGGAUUCAGGGAGCAGUCAGGAGCAGCCAGCAGACUUCGACUGCAGCUUAGCCAAGGCUAGAAACUGAGUUCUGUUCGUCGACGUUGUCAUCAGUGCAGCGCAUCUAGCUACUAUACUACAUACAGUAGCACUGCACUGUAGGAGUAUGUAGCUUGCAUGUAUUGCACGUCUAUGAAUCAUCUGCACUAUACUUGACAGUUGACACAUCACAACAUUGCACAGCUGAUUGGGAUACCACGACAAGGAGCUGAUCCAAUCUAGUUGCGUGUUGAAUUCUUGGUGUCAUUGAUGUGCCGAUGAGAAAGCAAUCAGGAUGUUUUCGGCAUUGAAGAAGCUGGUUACCAAUGAACAAGGGGAAACCAGGCCCAACAUCCCCUCGGGGAUGCAGGCCAUGGGGGUCAGUCUGCAGCGCAAGUUUGCCAGAGGGGUACAAUACAACAUGAGAGUAAUCAUAAAAGGUGACAGGAACACAGGGAAGACGACGCUCUUUCAUCGGCUACAGGGAGGCAAGUUCACAGAAAGUUAUCUUCCAACAGCUGAGAUUCAAGUAGCCAGUAUACAGUGGAACUACAAAGCUACCGAUGAUGUCGUCAAAGUGGAAGUCUGGGAUGUGGUUGACAAGGGGAAGCCCCGGAAACGAGAGAGAAACACCCUGAAGAUAGACAACAAAGAUACAGACGAAGAUGACCCUGACAACCCCUGCCUGGACGCAUCGUUCCUUGAUGUAUACAAGGGAACCAAUGGUGUGGUGAUGAUGCUGGACAUCUCUAAGAAAUGGACAUGGCAAUACGUUGAGAAAGAGCUUCCCAAGGUUCCUACACAUAUACCGGUAUUAGUCAUGGCCAGCUUCAAAGACUUGCAUGAAGAGCAGGCAGUCUACAGAGAAGAAAUUGAGUACUUCAUCAAAGAACUAGACAGACCUCCAGGUUCAGCCCACAUUCGAGUAGCGGAAUCUUCCAUGAAAAACGGUUUUGGCCUAAAAUAUCUGCAUUCUUUCUUCAACAUCCCAUUCUUACAGUUACAGAGGGAAACACUUCUACAACAGCUGCAGAGGAAUCAGUUAGAAACCGAUGCAACGCUAGAAGAACUAGAUGCAAGAAUAGAGUCAGAAGAUCAGGAUUACGAUAUGUAUUUGUCAAGUCUUUCCCACAAGCAAACAGAUAAGUCUAAAGGUUCUUCAUCGUCUCUCAACGUACCCAAUGGCCAGACACCGAGGAGAGCUUCAGAUACAAGCAGUAAUCGAAGCUCAUCCGCAUCUGCUACUCCUGCCAAAGUAAGCCCCGCCCACUCACCAAGCCAGCUUACCCCUAGCUCAACUCCGCCCACAACCAGACAUAUACAGCAGCUACAGCCAAUCAAACAGCAGCAGCAGCAACAAGCCCCUCCCACAAGGCCUGCUCCAUCCCCCGUCGUCACCCAGGAGGGGGAGGAGGAUCAGACUACGCUAGGCAACAGGUUCAGCAAGUGGUUUGCUCCGAGCGAGUCCAAGGUCCAACAAGGAACAAGAGUGGAGGAUGAGAAAUCGGCAGUCAUUGAAGCUCCAGCUGAGAUCCACCAUUCCCGUAAGCAGCAGCCCCAGGGCAAGAUCAGCAACGUUGAUGAGUUCAUCCCCGACGAUGGCAUCGACAAGGGAUUCUUUGAUGAGACGGACUCUAGACCCGCAGCAGAGGCCCCCAAGAAGAGCAGUAUAUUCAGCUUUGGAAGGAAAGCAAAGCCUAAACCCAAACCAGAGCCCCCGGCUCCGGCACCGGUCGUAGCUCAAGCUCCAAAUCCGGACUCAGACAGCGAUGAUGGAAUGAAUCCAAUGGUUGCUGGAUUCCAAGAGGAGCUGGACUCCGAAGACGAGGUGAUUGGAGAAGGGGAGGAAGUCCAGGCAGUGACCCUCGUUACCCCCGACACAGAGGGACCCGAUUCACCGUUCGAUACAUUCUCAAGGAUGCCUCCCAGGCUUGCAAGUAUGGACAUGUCCAGCGAUGAAUCCGCUGAUGAUAGGCCAGUCGUAGCAAUGGACGGAGUCGAUGACGAUUCGGAUGACGACGCAACAACGUCAUCAACACGGUCAAAGCUAUCGAGUGGGAACAUGGGGUGGAGCUUCGAAAAGAAACUGUCGUCGACGAAAGAGUCUAGCAGGAAUUCAGCAACCUCUAGCAUGCCGUCCAAACCGAACGUUGAAACGAAAAGACAACCCAAGGUCUCGACGUCGUCAUCCUCGUCGUUACCGGACACUCAAGAGGUGAUGUCCUCAAGGACACAGGGGGCUUCAAAGACACAUGGGGCUUCAGGAUCCCAGGUGACUUCCAACCAGGAUAUUGUCUCUUCAGGAGAAGACGAAGGGGAAGGGAUCAAGGUUUUACAGGAUUGUGAGGACAUUUCAGAGGACGAAGCAGUGGUGAGACCAACAUCUUUAAGAACUGGUGAUGGUGGAUUUAACACUGAUGUAAGACCGUCCAAGGUUGUCCUAGAGGAUAGUGAUGAAGAGGGAACAGAACCUGUAGAGGUACCAACUACCCCAAGUCAAGAAGUAUCGUCACCAACAACUCUUGGUCUGACGUUACAAUUAGAAGACCUCAAUUUCUUAGAGAGUGUAACUUCAAAACCUGCCAAACAAACAGUCUCAAGAAACCUAUCACGAGCCAGUGAUGAGUUUGAUGUCCUCGUCUCCGUGGUCCAGGAUGAAGACAUCAGUGAUUGUGAGACCAACACCAGUACUAGCACCAGCAGCUCAGCCAAGAAGAAAAAGAAACACAGGAGCAAAGACAAGGAAGAGGAUGAUGAGGAGAGGAUACACAAGAAACACAAACACAAGAAGCAUAGAGAAAAGGACAGAGAGGACAGACACUCUAGGAGAGACUCCAACCAAGACGGUGGCGAAGAACAACGCAAGAAGAAGAAGAAGAGCAGCUCCAGCUCCGGCUCCAAGAAGAAGUCCUCCUUGGGAGAGAAACGAGAGAAGAAACGGGAUGGAGCCUCUGGAGGAGGAGGUGGAGCAGGAUCCACAGGAGCAGGAGGAGGAGGAGGGGGAGGAGAUGCAAUGGAUGAUGAUGCAGCUUUGGAGGCAUUUCUGGAAGGAUUAUAAAUGCCCAAGCAUGAGAACAUUAUCUUGCCUUCCAAAACCAAAGGUUAUGUCUAUAAGUUUUUAAUUUUGGGCUUUGCAGCAAUAUGCGUUUUAUUUCUUCAUCCUUUUAAUAUGUGUUUUUCAUCUGCUACUAACAAUAAUUAUUAGAACUACUGUUAGAAAAUGGUUGAUAUUUCAUUUUGUAGUUCCCACAUGGAGAGAAAAAGAGAAAGAAAUGAGGGUUUGGAUGAGGUCAAAGUUUAUCAUUAAUAUUUCAUUUAUCCUUGUUCCUUGUACAUGUACUGCAAAUAGUGUUCCAUGACAUUCAAUUCACAAUUCAUUGAAUCCAUUUUGAAUUUCAUUGGUAGAGAAAAACAAGCCUUUUGUUGGUCCAAAAUAGUAUGUAAAAUGUUAUGAUAUGUACUGAUAUAAACCAUAGCCUCUACACUUCUCUGAAAGUGUUUAAAACGUUCUUCCCUUGGAGUCGGUUUCAUUUCCAUGUAAUGUACACUACCAGUGGUUGUCAUCACAAUUUAUCCUCGGUUUGGUAUAGGAGUUAUUAACCAUUAGGAUAUCAUAUAAUUUUUGUUUCAUUUAUCAGUUAUUUAGGGAUAUGUCUACAAUAAUAAUAAUAAUAAUAAUAGCUCAUUCUUAUAUAGCGCUUUUCAGUACCGCAGGCCAUCUCAAUGCGCUUUACAGAUAUAUAUUAUUACCCCGGUCAUCUGAUUCAGGCUAACCCACACACAAUGUAUGCACAUUCUUCACUCCCUGGGGAGCAUUCAAGCCGGGUGUCAUUUUUACAACACUAACUUUCGCAUCCUACCGGGUACCCAUUUAACACCUGGGUGAAGAGUGGCAAAUGUUUUGCAGAUUUAGUUCUCCCUGUUGAUUGAGAUUGCUUUCUUACUAAUCCGUUUUCUGAUUCUAACUAAUCCUAAUCCUAUUUCGGCUUCAAGUAAGGCUUCAACCAGGCUCUGAUUGAAUCUGUGUUAGUUUUCACUGCAAUGAUCAGGGACCCGUUUCACAAGACCUGUCAUCAGUGACAAAUGACAGUCUUUGUUAUAAGCUACUGCAAUCCUUGCUUCUGAUUGGUUAUCAGCAGACUUGUCACUGAAUUUUGUCACUUGUCAUUGAAAAAAGGCUUUGUGAAACGGUUCCCAGAAAUAUUAACCAUUAAACUUGUAUUACCUGCAUGUCGCAGGGCGGUCCACAGACAAACAUUAAAACGUGUCAAAUUGAAAGUUUGAACUUUGAAGGUGUGUGAACUGGGGGGUGUUUCACAAAGAUCUUAAGUUGAACUUCUAAUCUCUAAGUUGGACUUAACAAUUAUG